Molecule: messenger RNA, 921 nt
Organism: Salvelinus namaycush (lake trout)
Lineage: Eukaryota; Metazoa; Chordata; Actinopteri; Salmoniformes; Salmonidae
Product: zinc finger protein 180-like
Exons: 3
Biological process (GO): regulation of transcription by RNA polymerase II
Molecular function (GO): RNA polymerase II cis-regulatory region sequence-specific DNA binding; DNA-binding transcription factor activity, RNA polymerase II-specific
Source: RefSeq, a predicted model, not a curated record
CAAAGAAUUCACACUGGAGAGAAACCUUUUGGCUGUGAGCAAUGUGGGAAGAGUUUUAGUCGGCUACAAACCCUGAAAUCACACCAGAGAAUACACACUGGUGAGAAACCUUAUAGCUGUAAUCAAUGUGGGAAGAGUUUUACUCAGCUAAACAGCCUGAUAGUACACCAGCGGACACACACAGGAGAAAAAUCUUAUAGCUGUAGUCAAUGUGGGAGGAGUUUUUCUACAUCUAGCUAUCUAACUAUACACCAGAGAACACACACAGGAGAGAAACCAUAUAGCUGUAAUCAAUGUGGGAAGAGUUUUACUCAGCUAAACAGCCUGAUAGUACACCAGCGGACACACACAGGAGAGAAACCUUUUGGCUGUGAUCAAUGUGGAAAGAGUUUUGGUACAUCUGGCUGCCUGAAUACACACCAGAGAACACACACAGGAGAGAAACCUUAUACCUGUGAUCAAUGUGGAAAGAGUUUUGGUACAUCUGGCUCCCUGAAUACACAUCAGAGAACACAUACAGGAGAGAAGUCUUAUAGCUGUAGUCAGUGUGGGAAGAGUUUUACUCAGCUAAAUAGCCUGAUAGUACACCAGCGGACACACUCAGGAGAGAAACCUUAUAGCUGUGAACAAUGUGGGAAGAGUUUUACUACAUCUAGCCAGCUGACUAUACACCAGAGAACACACACAGGAGAGAAAUCUUAUAGCUGUGAUCAAUGUGGGAAGAGUUUUACUACAUCUAGCCACUAUCUAACUAUACACCAGAGAACACACACAGGAGAGAAACCAUUUAGUUGUAAUCAAUGUGGGAGGAGUUUUACUUGGCUAAACAGCCUGGUAUCACACCAGAGAGACUCUGGAGAGGUUGAUGACGCAACAGAUGGUGAGAUACGGAACUAUUCCAAGCUCCGACCAGUGGGAUGA